GCUCCAGCGAUCCAAAUACGGUUUUUUGUUUUUGAGAAAAUAAACUUCGUAUAUAAAACGUGGGUGAGAACAGCGGACUUUUCUUCGUGAUUAUUAGUGCAAGCAAGAUGGUACUCGGUCGUGUGCACUACGCCUUUUGUGUAAUACUUGUGAUCCAAACUUUAUUGUAUUGUGAUGGUCAGUUCGUGCAAAAGAAUUAUGAAACGAUAACCCCAGUGCCGUUUCCGACAUGCAGAGCAGAUGACAUCGACUGUCUACGCCGAAGUCUCAGAACCUUCUUCUUUCUGAUGGAUGCUGGCCACUUUGGCAUGCAGCCUGUCGACCCAGCCAUCGUUAACAGUGUGUCCUUAGCCUUACCCGAAGAACAAACGACCUUUGCACUAAGAAGGGUCAACGUAACCGGUGCCAGGUGGACCAAACUCGUCGAAAGGAGAUUCAAUUUAGAAGGUGGUAAAACUGGUGUGGUAUUUCUUAGCGACCUUCAUUUGACCGGUCAGAUAAGUAUGGAGGUAGCUGGUAGGCCGGAACCUCACAAUGCUUACAUAACAAUGGAUAUACAGGGUGCAGAAAGCAACAUCACUUAUAUGGGCAACAUACAACGAGGUCUCGAUAAUGAGGAUUACAUUGUAAUCGGUCCCGAGAGAAUAGCCAUCAGGAAUAGGCGAAUCCCAACGUACUUUUUACAACCAAAUACUGAAGAUUCAUACAUCAUUGACGAAGCAAUACAGAAGAAACAGUCUAUCUUGGAUCACUUUUCAAAUGAAAUCACAGCAGCCAUAAUGCACUCUGUAGUCGAUAAUUUUAGAUUAUUCUCCAUGAAAGUACCCAUUAGACAUUACUAUAAGUAUUAUAAGUAAAGGUUAACACAGUAGGUAUACCACAGGAAGAUCUGAAAUUAAUCCACUGAACAGAAACAAAUUGUAGCGAAAAAUAAGAUAUUUAUUAAAAUCAAUAAAAACAGGCACAUUUUUGUUUAAUUUGUUAUAUUAAUGUUCCUAGAAAACAUCACCCAUAGAUUCUUCAACAAACUUUUUGUAGAUAGCCAUGAAUUUAGCAACAAAUGCCUCAAGGUGGAAUAUAGGUUUGUUACCGAGUCUCAUUCUAUGUUCAUAGUUUGCUGCAUGACUGGCAAUUUGGCAUUUCAUAGCCAUGUCACAAUUACGUACCAAUUCUUUUAAAAGUCCUGCAAAGAUCAUGUCAGGAGGAACACCGUGUAUUAUCAACUCAUACAAUUUUUGUCGGACUUCACCAAGUUUCUUUGGAGUUUGUUCUGAUAGUAUCAUAGUAGCUGUAUCUCUGAUGAACUGUUGCCAAUCUGGUUCUGGUAUCUUUUGAUCUGAUGUAAAUGGAUACUGCUGAACUUUACAAGCCUCACACAUAAGUAAUGCUCUCCUUAAAUUGCGGUCUGCUGCCUUUGCAAGCCGCAUUGCAAGGUCAGAUGGGAGAUUUAGACUUUCUUUUUUACAAACUAAUUGGAGUACUGAGGCAAUCUCAUUUUCUGUUGGUGCUGGCACCCUGAUGGUAAGGCAACGGGACCGGAUAGCAGGAAUGACACGAGAUAUGGAGUUUGCAAUAAGUAUCAGGCGACAGGUGGCGACGUACUUCUCCAUAGUUCGGCGUAGGGCGUGUUGAGCGUCUUUUGUUAGGUCAUCUACCUCAUUAAGAAUAACAACUUUGAAUUCUCUCUGCCCUGUUGAAUCUAUUUGAUGAGUUUGAGCCACAUUUUUCACUAAGUCCAUGAUAACAACUCUGUCGUGAAUUCCUACAUCAGUUGGAUUAACUUCAAUGUGAUAGUUGCUACUUACAGUCAUGAUUUCUACUUUCUUAUUGGAAGGUGUUGUAAAAGUCAUUGUUUCUUGUCUAAGCCGUUCCACACCAGAACCAUAAAGUUCUCGUAGUAAACACAUGAUGCGAGUCUUCUUACCGGCUCCUGAAGGACCGUAAACAAGCAAAUGCGGAAAAUCACUUUGCUGAACCAAACUUUUUAAUCUCACCGCUUGAUCUUUAUGAUAAUCCAGUUUCAUUAAAUCUCUUGGCCUAUGUUUAUCUACCCAAAGACUCAUUAUUACGACUUAGCGUAUUACUUUUUCUAUUUAAUAACAAUCUACAAAUUAUUUAUCUUUAAAUCGAGGUUAGCU
Molecule: messenger RNA, 2138 nt
Organism: Spodoptera exigua (beet armyworm)
Lineage: Eukaryota; Metazoa; Arthropoda; Insecta; Lepidoptera; Noctuidae
Source: the annotation of a GenBank genome assembly